Messenger RNA from Scaptodrosophila lebanonensis, 6010 nucleotides. Its product is annotated as dnaJ homolog subfamily C member 8. The record is from RefSeq and is a predicted model, not a curated record. The coding region runs from base 5128 to 5892 and encodes 254 amino acids. Lineage: Eukaryota; Metazoa; Arthropoda; Insecta; Diptera; Drosophilidae. The transcript has 3 exons. Gene Ontology annotation, cellular component: nucleus.
CCAAAAGCGCGCCAAAUACAAGUGUUGGUAAACAGGCAACUGCGGUAAAUGACGUAAAAGUUGACAAGGACGGACUUUCAUGUAAGUCGAAAAAUUCCAAGAUUUCUACCACUUCUGAUGAAAUAAAUGCGGGAAGCAAAAGUGUGGUCGACAAGGAAAUUGUGGUUGCCAUGCAGUAUGACGGGGACCACAAGGGUCCUUUUAUUGUUUAUGUGGACAAGGCUAGCGAAAUGGGAGUACGCAAAGCGAUUAACCAAUUCGAGUUAAUCGAGCUGCUCUCUUCGCUAAAAAUCAGUGGCAUAGAAGAAGUAAGCAGGAUAGGGCAUGGCAGGUGUAAGGUCACUUGUGUGUCGGCGCAAAGCGCCAAUGACCUGGCCUCAUUGGAAGCUCUCGCUGUUCACGGCUUCGAGGCCAACAUUUUUAAGCAUUUCACUAGAAAGGCUGGGAUUAUUUUUAACAUUCCCACGUAUAUGUCAACCGACCACAUGAUGGAACUCCUGUCGGCGGACAUUCCCAUAAUGCAGGUGGAGAGAAUUUUCAAAAAAUCAAGGGACACAGGGGACUUGGUCCCUACCUCCAGAGUAAAGAUCUGGUUUAAGGGACACCAGGUGCCAAAAGAAAUAAAAUUUCUAUAUACAAAGGUGGCGGUACAACCGUUUAUACACUUCAAACAAUGCUUCCGUUGCUUACGUUUUGGCCAUAUGGCCAAGCACUGCAAGGGGAGUGCACGGUGCUAUAAGUGCGGAAAAGAACAUGAGAGAAAGGACAUUUGCACUGAUAUUGCUUGUGCCAAUUGCAAAGAAGGCCAUAUGGCAACAUCACCCCAUUGUGCAGCCAGACAAAAGGAAUUCGCUAUUCAAAAGUGUAUGGCCUUGGAGAAUAUGUCCCGAGCAGAAAUUAAGAAGACUCAUCCGUCUCUCUUUAAGAGGACGGUGCCUGAUCUAAGAGAUCAGUCAGAAUUCCCUUUUUUAAGAAGGCUAAAUAAUAGCUCAGGAAAGCGCGAGUACAGCAGCCACGAAGUGGCGAAGGAGGUGCAUCCCAUUGCACCAUAUGCCAGGGUAGCUAGGCUUCCAGGCAGAGCUCUCGGGGAAACAUCCAAGCCCAAGCCGUCCAGAUACGGCAAUACAACUAGUCAUAACUUGGCAGAUACCGCUCACAGAGCGGAGGUGCUUGAAGUUGGUACCACCAAAGUGUCUUUAGCCCAAGAAAAACUUAAUAUAGUGGAAAAGAAAAUAUCUAACUUCAUAACGGACCCAAAUAGCGGAGCGGGCCCAUCUCUACAGUUCUGGGAGGAAAUCAGGGAUCUCAUAAAUGCUGCUAAUGCGGAGCUAGAUGCAAAUCAAAUUUGCAUCGCCUCGGCCUUGACAAGCACAGCAACAAUAUGAGAAUCCUCCAAUUCAACAUCCAAAGCCUGACUUUCAACAACAACAAACAAAUUCUUCACAUGUUCCUCCUAAACAACAACAUAGACAUCGCCAUUCUGUCGGAAAUAUGGGUGAAAGACAAUUCAGAGUGUGGAAUUCCUGACUUUAACUUUUAUGGAAAGCCAAGGGAAGACGGAUACGGUGGAGUAGGGAUGUACAUAAGAAGGGGAAUCAAAUUCAAAAUCCUAAAGAUUAAAAACGACAUGGAAUGUAUGGGCAUUCAGACCCUAAAUCUAAAGAGAAAUUUGUGCCUUUACGGUAUCUAUGCGGCCCCCUCAUUAUCAGUGUCUAUCCUGAAAAAGGGGGCAAAAGAAAUUUUCGAGUAUGCGGCAUCAUUGAGCAUUGCUUCACUAAUAUGUGGGGAUUUUAAUGCCAAAUCCACAACAUGGGGCAGCUCCAGUAGCGACGGCAAAGGACAUGGCUUGGAACGGGCGGCAGCUAACUCGGGCUUUGUAUGUAUGAACGACAGCUCCCCUACGUUUUCUCGUUGCCCAGGUCAAAGCUCGGUGCUGGAUCUGACUUUCUGCAAUACGAGUAGUAUUCAAUAUAGAUGGCAGGCUCAAAGCAGCAAACUAACAAACAGCAACCAUUUUCCAGUCUUAAUAGACUUGGUCCAAUUCUGCGCGAAUACAAGUCACAAAAAGGUACUUCAUAAUAGGAUUGCGAGAGUUUUCGCUAAUAGUGACUUUUCAAACCUGGAUUCACUCAAUGGCAAUGUUCGCCUUAUCACAAAAACCAAUACAAUUACGGUAUCAAGCAAAAACAAAUAUGUACCCAAGAGAUGGUGGAACGAGGAAGUUGACAAGCUGUUUCGCCUUAGAAAUGCCUGCAGGAAAAAGUUCUAUUUCACCAAAAAGCUGGAAGAUGCGGAGCUACUCAUGGUAGCAGAAGCAAAGCUGCAAAACCAAAUAAAAAACUGUCGCAGAGCUAAUUUUAGGCAGUAUAUUGACGAAAUGACGACAGCUCCCACACUGUGGAAUGGAACAAGACAUUUAAAACUUUAUAAAAGAAUGAAAAGGACAGCUAACACCUGGUCAAAAGCAGAGGACGAGGAGUUCCUUAUGAUAGUAAAGAACACGCCAACCACAACAUUCAGUUGUCCACGUAUGGCGACAUCAUUGGUCCAGGAAGGGGUCCCCAUUUUGUUUAACUUUGAGGAUUUUAUGUCAGUGUUGAAUGCGAGAAAUCCAGAUUCGGCAUGUGGGCUCGAUGGCAUCUCGUAUAGGAUGCUGCAGACAUUACCGAACCCUAAGAAGAAUCAACUUUUUAAUAUGAUAAACGACAUUUGGCGGGCUGGAGUCUUCCCAGAAUCCUGGAGACAGAUCAGGCUGGUGCCGGUACCAAAAAAGGGCUCAAACUCUGACCUCGUUUGUAACCACAGACCAAUCUGCCUGCUUAGUGUUCUGUUAAAAACAGUAGAGGGUCUAAUCAAAAUGAAAUUCGACGAACAUAUUGCCAGUCGCGACCUGCUACCGGAAAGAUCAUAUGCUUUCAGGAAAGGAAGAUCGACAGCUCUAUGCAUAAACGAUCUAAUUAACAAGAUCCAAUACCUUAAGACUGAGGGUUUCCAAGUUGUGGCAGCAUGUCUAGAUCUAAAAAAGGCUUUUGACUGUGUGGAUAUUGAAACCUUAGACCACCAGCUUCGUGCCGUGGAGUUUGAUCCACACCAGGUAAGGUGGAUAACUGAUUUCCUCCGACGCAGAUAUCUGGUAAAGGGGUCGAGCAAAGCUGAAAUAAAUAGAGGAGUUUGCCAAGGUAGCUGCUUAAGUCCCACUCUUUUCAACAUUUACACAGCCAAGUUACACACCAUAAACAAUUCGAACUGUCUGCUUUUUCAAUAUGCAGAUGAUUUCUUUCUGAUCUGUUUUCACAAGAAGUUUGAUUUAGCCGUUUUAACGCUAAGUGAAAGAAUAGAAAAAUUUGAAAGAGAAUGCAGCAGGCUCAACUUAUCUUUUAAUCCAGCCAAAUCCAAAGUCAUUCACUUCAGCUCACGCAGAAGACAACUAAAUUUGGUAAGCCAAGGUUUCCACAUUAAGGAAGUUGCACAAAUCAGCUAUUUAGGCAGGAACAUAACAGCAAAUAACUCGGCAUGCACCCAUAUUAGUCAGGCUAUCUCAGAGGCCAAUAAAUCAUGUGCGUUCAUCAGGCUCUUUAGCGGCUGUCAAUACGGUGUCAGUCCUAGGCAAGGAAUCUUGUUGCACAAGGCUUUCGUCAGGAGCAGGCUGGAAUACGCGUGCUCCUCUUUUAGCAGCCUAUCCAAGACAGCCCUAGCUAAGGUCAAAAGCCAUACCAAUAUGCACCUGAGAAAAGCGUUAGGACUAAUAAAAUGUACCCCCAUUCAAAUCAUCUACCACAUGGCAGCAGAGAUGCCACCGGAUUUCAGGAUUUUAUUCCUCACAGCCAAAGAAUUGGCAAAAGCAUUUGCUUUCAAUUUACCAGUCUGCGAUUUGCUGUCAUCCACCAGCACGAUAAACACUAGUUAUGCGAGGGUUUACAGGAGGUUUGCUAACAUACUAGACCACAUUGAAGAGAUUCCUCUAAUACCUCUCAAAUGCGCAAAAAUGAAAGGAGACACGGAUUUUUUGAAGGGCUCAGCAAGAAACAAGCAGUCCAUGGAUAAUUCAACCAUGCGCCUGAUUUUUAAUGAGAAAGCCUCCAGUCUGAGAAGCAGAGGCUUUAAGCUAUAUUUUACCGACGGAUCGGUCACCUCCAGCCACUCAAGCUCUGCUUUUUUGCAGGAAGAAUCAGGGUUUGUAGAUAGUUUCUAUACAAACAAAAUCCUCUCGUCUCUCUCCUCAGAGCUUAUUGCAAUUGAAAAGGCAGUUGAUCAUGCAAUCUGGUUGAGAAUUUCCCAUGUGGCAAUUUUAACGGACAGCCGAGGCAGCGUGCAAACACUAAUAAAUCAUUCGCUUAACAAUUCCAUAGCAAACAACAUUAAAAGAAAAAUUAAUAACUGUUCCAGUGUUUUAGCUGUAGAGUUACAUUUCAUACCGGGACAUGUGGGUAUUCCCCAAAAUUCCGCGGUGGACACGGCAGCCAAAAGAGCAACAACAGACGGCACCUUCAUGGUGCUAAAAUGGAGCUUAAAGGAUGCAGUGCGUACCAUGUACAGUCUAAUCCAUGACGAAUGGGAACUAGAGUACGCCAGAUUCGUGGCAGAGAAAAACAGAGCAUACUGCGCACUUUUUCCGACCACGCUUGGAAAACCGUGGUUCCAAAAUAAGAGCUGCAAUUUUAACGCAAACAAUACAAAACUAAUUAAUAGACUGCUUAGUGGAUACACAUUCGAUAAAGUCACUCUUUCAAAAAUGCAUGUUAUCGACGAUAACAAAUGUAACAGCUGCGGCGUUCCCGAUAGCGCAUCACACAUCAUAUUUGAAUGUCCAAAACAUAAUACAAAUCGACAACGCGUCCCAUCGCUAACCAAAUAUAACAAUCUGCACUCUUUCUUUAAGCAUGAGGCGGUUCAAGAAUAUAACGCAAUAGUAAACUUCAUAAAUGACACAAAAGUCAAACUGUAAUUUCAAGCAACAUCCUACAUUUAUCUAGUGUGGCAAUUUCCACUUCACCAAUAAGUGGGCGGCCAAAUAAUUCCACAAUACCCAAGGGCAUCGUGGUAACUUAAACCCAAAAAAAAAAAAAAAAAAAAAAAAAAAAAAAAAAAAAAAAAUUUGUUUUAAUAAGUGAAAAACAAUAACAGAAAAUGUCCUCUGCUUCGUCAAAAGACCAGCCAAGCACUUCCAAGGAAUCUUUCGAUGUAUUUUACUCCGAAGUGAAAGAAAUUGAAAAACGCGAUUCAGUACUAACUCCUACUCAACAAAUUGAUCGUUUACUUCGUCCAGGUUCCACGUACUUCAACCUCAACCCGUUCGAGGUCCUGCAAAUAGAACCAGAAAGUGAGGUGGCCGACAUAAAAAAACGAUAUCGCACAUUGUCCAUUCUGGUUCAUCCCGACAAGAAUCAUGACAACAAGGAGCGUGCGCAAAUGGCCUUUGACAUAGUAGCGCGUGCCUGGAAAAUAUUGGAGAAUGAUUUGGCAAGAAAAAAGUGCUUGGAUGUAUACGAAGAGGCCAAGGGUCGGACAGAUCAUAUGAUUGCAGAAAAACGUAAAAAGUUAAAAAAAGAAGGUAGACCCACCGAACCCAUACCCGAGGAUGAUCCUACAAAAUACAAACAUGCCAUUUAUGUGAUGGUCAUGAAGCUGUUUGCGGAUAUGGAGAGACGCCGCCAAAAACUUGAUCAACGGGACCAAGAGGAGCGCAAACGGAAGCGUGAAUCUGAAAUCGAGGAGGAGGAGCGCGUUAAAGCGGAUCGCGAAUGGCAGCAAAACUUUGAGGAAUCUCGACAAAAUCGAGUCAACAGCUGGCACGAUUUUCAAUCAGGUGCAAGUAAAUCGAAAAAAACUAAGAAACAAAAGCACAUGACUGGCAUGAUGGUUCCGCCAAAGUUUAAGCCAGAAUCGCGAUGAAGCCGACAUAAAGUUAACAGAGAAAACUAUAAUUUUACAUUUUUAUAAGUAUCGAUCGGAAUUGUAAUUGUGGCACAUGCAUCAGUUUGUAGUUUUAAGAAACCACCAAUGUUGUUUA